Molecule: messenger RNA, 801 nt
Organism: Amborella trichopoda
Lineage: Eukaryota; Viridiplantae; Streptophyta; Magnoliopsida; Amborellales; Amborellaceae
Product: neuronal acetylcholine receptor subunit alpha-5
Cellular component (GO): respiratory chain complex I
Source: RefSeq, a predicted model, not a curated record
GCACCCUUUUUAAAAUGAAUGUUUUAUACUCCAUAACACAUAUUAACACAUGUUGUACAAAUGCGGUCCAGCACGCAGGAUAGAAUGGUUCUCGUGACAAAUCUAGAGUGUCUCGAUACUACUUGCUCCACCCGUUGCCUCAUUUUGUCUCAACUAUUCGAAGAUCAGAAAGUUUUCAAUCAAGCCGCCUUCUUCACCGCAUCAAUUUUGGCUCCAAUUUUGGCCCAUUUUUUCAGAACCAGAAGCUUGCUUUCACCCUUCCUCUCGUUGACUCUCAGAUCAGGGCAGAGGUGAAGGAAAACGAAGAAAGAGAAAAUGGGGGGUGGCAUGGAGGUGAACAAGAACAAGCACAUUGAGAAUUGGAACGCGGCGAGGGAGAACCUUGAGUUGGGCUUCAGGUGGACCAGGCGUAAUCUUGCCCUCGUUGGCAUCUUCGGCAUUGCUCUCCCUGUCCUCGUCUACAAGGGCAUCGUCAAGGAAUUCCAUAUGCAAGAUAUGGAAGCGGGAAGGUCGCCAAGGAAGUUCCUGUGAGUACAAAAACAUCAAUGUACUAAUGGUGUUUGAUGUCAAACAUAAGCCUCUUAGACCUGAAAUGCUUUUCCUUUCUUCAUCAAAUGGUGUUUGAACUAGAAUGUUUGGAAUCUUUGGACUUUGUUGAAGUAGUCAAGGCUUCAUUUUGUUUUCGUUUGUAUAACUGGGGUAAUGCUGUUCUUCUCCUUCAUUCUUCAUUAUUUUGUGUGGUAACAAAGACUUCUUUCGACAUUGAAAUUGGUUAUAUAUGCUGCCAUGAUUAAUUAUUCA